AUGCAAGGUCAGCGGGAGCUGGACGUCCACCUGCAUACCAGUAUUACUUGUGUCACUAUAAGGGCAUCUGACAUCGCUGUAGAUCCAUCCUACAAAAUGACCAAAAUACUAAUUGCUCUCCUGGGCGCACUGCUCAUCCUUCAGUGUGUGCAAGGGAUGUCACCACUAGGGAGAAGACGCUGCCACUGCCUUGGACGCCUUUCCAAUUCAGUUGAUGUCAAGCAGAUAAAGAAGCUUGAAAUGUUUCCAGAAAGUUCCAGAUGUGAGAAGAUGGAAGUUGUUGCUAAACUAAGGAAUGGAGAGGAAAAAUGUCUCAAUCCUAACUCCAAAGUGGUCAAAUCAAUAAUUGCGUGGGGGAAGACUCGGUCUGGUCAAGCAUCUGGAAAAUAA
Nanorana parkeri is the source of this 390-nucleotide messenger RNA. RefSeq names its product C-X-C motif chemokine 10-like. The record is from RefSeq and is a predicted model, not a curated record. Lineage: Eukaryota; Metazoa; Chordata; Amphibia; Anura; Dicroglossidae. Bases 1 to 390 code for a protein of 129 amino acids. The transcript is spliced from 5 exons. Gene Ontology annotation, cellular component: extracellular region. Gene Ontology annotation, biological process: chemokine-mediated signaling pathway; antimicrobial humoral immune response mediated by antimicrobial peptide; neutrophil chemotaxis. Gene Ontology annotation, molecular function: CXCR chemokine receptor binding; chemokine activity.